Molecule: messenger RNA, 1506 nt
Organism: Neoarthrinium moseri
Lineage: Eukaryota; Fungi; Ascomycota; Sordariomycetes; Amphisphaeriales; Apiosporaceae
Exons: 5
Coding region: 1-1506 (501 amino acids)
Source: RefSeq, a predicted model, not a curated record
AUGACAAAGCUUUCGUUUCUUUCCAUACUGACGCUGAGUCUCCAGCUCAUGAACAUGAUGACGCAUGUUCUUUGCCAGGAUGCGCCUCUGUUUAUACAAGGCGGCCUGGAGGGCGCAACGGCCGAUGACGACACUUACAAUACUGGUGGUUUCAUUCAACUCAACGGCUUCAACAUCCAGGUACCAAAGAACAUGUUGGUUCAGUUUCCUGCCGCCUACGUGCCCUGGAAGGACUUUGUCGAAGAUAAAACCGCGAUGAUGGGGUACGAAAUCAACGUUAUUGGCAACUUUAUCAACAAUGUCCCAAUUGCAGCGCAAAUCAUCGCCUACGAAUUCUUUGAAGGACUCUCCAGUGGAUUCAUCGAAUCUGUGAACUUCAGCGAAGGAACUCUCCAGAUCGCUUCUGGUCCAACCCUGCGAAUCAGCGACCCCAAUGCGGUCUUUUCCGUUGGAUACACUGGCGCCCCAUUCUUUACCGCGGAUGACGAAAGCCCGAGCAUUAGUUCGUUUUCUGGUUUCCCGAUGUGUAUACCACGCAAUGCUUCAGAUCCCCUGUGUCCGUCAACCAACAGACCAUUUCAGGGAUCUGGAACCUUUACUGUGGCAGACCCAUUGCGGAUGGCUCCUUUCCUCGCGGGAGAUUUUGUCACCUUCUCCGGUAUCCGGAGGGGCAACGAGAUGAUUUGCUUCAGCAUAGUUGCCCAGAAUGUGCAAAUCACCACGCUGCAAGAUCUUGUGUAUGUUCGUAUGGAACUUGGUCUUCUUGGGAUUGAUAACUUCAACCUCAACACCGAGCUAGCCGAAUCUCGGUUCGUUGGCUUUGUAUCCAACUCCGCGGCCACUGUUGCUCUCUAUGCCAUGGAUUACGACCCGUGCACAGGAGCUGUGACCGAUCGCAUUGUGGCCGCAAUGGGUUUGAAGGGUGGACGUAACGAGCAGAACAAAUUUGAGUAUCGUGCAGAUAUCACGCAAGGUUACGCCAGGGACUACCGCGUGGUCGCCGAGAUCAAUGGCAUCCCGAAGACUCGAACCACAAAGAACGGGCUAUUGGCAGGAACAUAUGUUCAGCCUGUUAACGUUUGGGUCCAUGCUGAGCAGUUGACCCCCGGAACUCAGCCCCCGGCGUACGACUUCUCGCAAAUGCCAUGGUUGACCAACGGGGUUGGUGUUGAUGAGUUCGGCAACCUCUGGGGUCCUCUUGACCCCUUCCCGCAGACCGGUAUCUUGAUCGAUCCUCCAGUUUGUGGCUCUGUCUCUGCUUUGUCAUUCAAAGGCGACGAGGUCAAGACUGACUGGGCUCCAUCCUACACUCUGAUGAACCAAACUCUCCCGGAUAACUCGACCUCAACGACCAACACUACGAUCAGCCCGGCCACUGCCGAGGCUAGUCCCAUUGCAAAGAGAGCCCCUAAUGUCCGUUGGCUGUCAAGAGCCCGCCUUGACGCGACUACUUUGCCAGCUGGCGACCCCCAAUUGAUUCAAGUCUCUGUUCCUCAACCCGAAUAG